AGAAAUGGAUUCCACAAAUCUGUUUAAUGGGGAAGACAACUUCAAGAUAUAUACUACCUUCGAAACGACGAACCUGUCUUCGAUGUCAGUUGGUACACGUACAGAUAUGCAAGAGACAUGGUUCGGAGUGUACUCUGUCACGGCAACAAACAGUCAGGGAAGCAAAAAUCUGCGUUUUACAGCUGUAGCGAAAGGAAAACCAAGUCCUCCGUACGGGGGUACAGCUGUUUGCCCUGAUGUAGAUCAAGCCACUCUGAGCUGGACAUCUGGAUUCAAUGGGGGAUCUAGUCAAACGUUCAUUGUUGGCAUACGAAACGAUAUGCGGAGCAGCAUUACGAUCGAUAGAAGUACCAACCAAACGGACCCGGGACGAGGCCAUUUUGUUACCACCACAGUGUAUGGCCUGAAAGCUGAAACAGAGCAUUUCUUCACAGUGUAUGCUGUAAAUGAGAUUGGCAACUCAUCAUUUCCAGAAGAAGUUAAUUGUACAACUAAAGCAAAACCUCAAGGAAGUUCGCUAGGAGCUAUUUUUGGCGGAUUAGGAGUAGCAACAGUUGGACUAAGUGUGCUCGUUUUCGUCGUUAUAUUCAAGAGAAAGACAUCUGAGAACAAACGUAAAGGCGCUGAUGAAGAGAUGAUAUCAGUUGAUCAGAGAAGAUCUGUUGACGAGGAGAGUUCAGAUGGCAUGAAACCCAAUAUUCUAUAUGAGUCAGCAGGGCUAAAACCUAACGUUCUGUAUGAGUGUUCGGGUCCACUACCAGGAAGUUCGUCUGAAUAUGCUGUGGUUGAGAAAUCUUCCAAGAAUAAAUCUGUAUCACCGGAUGAUGUAUAUGCUGUUGUGGACAAAUCAAAGAAACCAGAAACUACGGAUGACGUGUAUGCAGAAGUUGUCAAACCUAAAAUAAAGAAAGGCAAAGAGAAAAAAAAGCAAGGCAACGUAAAGCAAAAAGGUGGCAUUGGGAAAAGUGAAGGAAAUGACGUCUAUGCCAAUUGCAAGGGAGGAGAAAAAAAAGUUCCGGAGGCAGGACUUAAUCGUCAAAAGAAUCAAGAUGGUCUCAUCUACUUGGAUGUGGAGUUCAAAGGAGAGCAGGAGAAAGGCAUGUUUACGGUUAUCCAUGGCGUCGAAAACAGAUCAGAUUAUGCAGAUGUCGAUUUCACCAAGCAUGCCGAACCCUUACCACAGGAGAACGAGCAACCAACGGGGGAUGUUAACGUUAAGUAAAAUUUAAAGCAUCGUUAAUGACUUGCUGGACAUCAACGAUCUUUUAUUCAGAUUAUUAUGUCCUUACUGAAUUACUACAUUCACUCAUCUUGUUAUACUUGUCUAGUUAUCGUUCUACAAUACAAGCAUAACUUACUAUUUCAUCCACGUGUACCAUUUGCCAUACGUUUAUAUAUAUAUAUAUCAAAGAUGUGGCGUCACAUUUAUAAAGAGGGAUCCGUCUGUAGGAAGAAGUUACAUAUGCUUUAGCUCGUUUUUGAUACCAAAGAUUGUCCGCAGCACAGUUUGCUAUUUUUUAACAUCAAUUAGUAAUAUAAUUAUGCCUAUGAAUCUUGAAAAAGCAUUUCAAGAUCGGUCUCGUGCUCUACAAGCACUAAUAUUCACAUAUUUAUUAUACAUAUGUAUCAUGGAAAUAAUGAAGUAAUUUCUUUUUUAAAUAAUGAUUUGUUGAUGAAGAUCUAGGAAAUGGUCAGAAGAAGGCAACCCUAUACAGAUUUAUAAAACAAACAAUAAACAAUAAUAAGGCACUCCUGGGUAUGCUUAAAGAAGUACAGUAUGUUGCCACACAUUGAAGAAAUAAUUUGCUAAUCAUGGGUAGUUUCAGAUGUAGAUUGUAGUUUUAACGUUUCAUAAUAACUUUUUUGAUAAUGUUGUUACAAGAAUGCAUCACAACAAUUGAAUGGACGACGAUUUGUGAAAUCUUGAAUCUGAGUCAUUGAUAUUGUUACAUUGAAUUUGACGAACGGAUAUCAUUUCGCUCCUGUGGUAUAUCUUUUUAAACACAUGUCAUUCCAUGUAUCACCUUAUACUGAUGAAAAAUAGCUGCUGUACUAGCUAACACAUAGGAAUGAAAGCAAAAGGAGAUUGCAUGCAAAUAAGAAACGAGAAUGGAUAUCGUUAUCAUCAGUUUAGUUGUCAGUCAGGCAUAGCAUGAAUGUUGAAUAAUGCAGGGUUAUAUUAUUAUUAUUCUUAUAUAUAUAUAUUAUUUUGCUAAAAUGUUUAAAUACUGUUCGCAGAUUGCAGAGGGGGUUUCAGUUAUCCACGCCAGACGUACAGUUAUUGAAGUGUAGUUUUUUCUAGUAAUUUUUGAGAACGAAUGAAAAUGAUAGAAAGAGACUUAAGAAAGGAGAUAAAUAGUAAUACAUGAAGGAUGGAGAAGUGUCUAUUGAUAUAUCCGAGUUUUGAUUUUGAACUUCAUGUUGAAUGAACCGUCAUGUUAUGCGUUUGUAUGAAAUAUGACACAACGACAAUGUAUCAGCAACUUCAAUAGGACAGUGGUACACAGUUGUUGGGAGCUACACCAGUGGAACAUUGUUCGUUUCACGGAUCGGUUCAGAUUAUGCUUGUUACGUGUUGGAAAUAGGAGUAGAGUCUCGAAACUUUUAGAUGAACUCUUUGCGAACUAUUUCAUCGUUAAACGGGACCGUUUUGGUGGUGAAAGUAUGAUGGUCGGGAGCGGUGUUCUGGUGUCAACCGUACACAGCCUGCGGUAGGUCAUUGAACUUCGAAUAUAGUGCGAAAGUAUGAGGCCGGAUAUACUCCUAUUCUUAUGACAUCAUGGCGCUGGCUCUGUUUUUCAAUAAGAUAACUUGCAAGCACAUACUAAUCAACUGCAGAACUUUGCUGCUGCAAAUUAAUAUUAAUGUAUUUUUUGGACAUCUAAAUCACCCGCUACGUCACCCAUAUAUUACGUUUAGGAAAAUAUCGGGCGAAUCAUUAGGUAACGGCAAAAUCAGCAGUCCACCUUGCAGGAGCUUGUUCAAGUACUGAACGAUGAAUUGGACAAUAUCUCCGCUCACCUUAUCUACCAGUUGAUAAUUUCAAUGCGGCCAUUACUUCUUUUCCAAAACCAGUUCAAUGAAACUUACAGGAAGAUUAUAUAGCUGACCAAAAUUGUGAAUUAUUUGCAUCUUGACCCCGGGGCCUUGUAUGGGGCUCAAAAUGAUCAAAUAUACCAAAUUAUCAACAGUCAUCCUUUUCAGUUCCAAAUAUGCUAGAACACUUUUCAUGGAUGCAAUUUUAUCAAAACAUUUUAAUCUCAAAAUCCAUAAAUUACCCAUUCCAUAAGGGAAGGGGAAAACUUACUUUCCUUUAUAUAGGGAAGUUACACCAACAUAUUCUGUUUAUUCCCAAUAGGACAUAGAGUAGGUAAGAAUCAAGAAUCAUUGUUAUUGAUUGACAUAUUGACAGUGCGAGAAUUAUAACCUAACUCACACUUGGGGCUUUCGGGACAGGGUCCAAAAGGGAAAAUUGUAUCAACCGCUUUCGUACUUAUGCUAGAAUCAAACAAAACUUCUUAUGCUCCUACCUAAGGUUCUUCUCAAAAAUGAAUUUCCUUACUCAUUAUUAACCAUUCCCCUUGGGGAGGGGCAUGUUUACUAUAGUGUAUAAAGUGUAUACAAGUCAAUAACGUUUUUUUGUAAAUUUCGUUGGAAUUAUUAUCGUGGAUUGCCUGAUUGAUGUGAAAAUUACGACCCUGACUUGGCUUGUAGGGAUUGGGGGAUAGGACUAAUGCGAGUGGGUCAAAUUAUAUAUAUAUUUUUUACCCAAUAUCUGUGAAAAAUGUUUCCUGUUCUCAGCCUGUACAUACUUUGCUCUUAUACUACAAUGCAAUGCAUUACGUAUGCAUAAAGAACAAACAAUUUGUUUUCUUUAUAUUGGAUUUCAGUGUAAUAUCAUUGUUGUGUUACGCAUGGUGUCAAGAACCAAAUAAUAAGUAUAAUGAUAUGUUUUACACUGUAAGAGAACAAUAAAACGAUGAUUGACGACUGGUCACAAAAAUCCGCUCUAUUCACAAUAUUUAGAAUAUGGUGUAACAAUAACAGUAACAUUUUUAUUAAUUAAGAUACAUUAUAGAUGAAAUAAAUAGACAAGUGAAUGGAUUUCCAUUGAGUACAACAUACAUGUUUCUUGUAUGACAGAAUUUACCAAUAUAAUUCAUUCGUGGUUCGGCCUUUAUUUACACGGUCUACUUUUACUAAAGUAUUACUUUAAUCACUUCUACAGUUUUUAAAAGCAUCCUUUCAUGAGGCGAUAACAUGUACUAAGGUUAAAAUAAAACUGUUUUGUAAUAUAUUAAUGUAUUUGUGUCUAAAAAGAUGGGUGCCAAUGUUGGCCUUUGGUGGCUACCACAGAUAACUUUUAUUUCUCUAUAUAAUUACCUUGGGGCUAUGCCGUCAUGAUAGGACAUACAGUUAAGUUAAGCUGGAGGGCAAUUCCGAAAUAUGAAGGGCUAAAGAGGGGGACUUAUAUCACUAUUAGGGGGAAGAGAGUGGACUAAUAUCACGUAUGGGGUCUAUUUGACAACACUGCAUGUUAUUAUUUUCCUUUCAGAUACUAUUUUGUGGUGUAACAUUUGUUUGUGGCUUUUGUGAAAAACAGCAUAGUUAUUAUGAAAAACAAAUAUAAAAAGUAUGGAAAGUAACCCCCUCCUGCUUACAUUUUGCCCCCCCCCCCCUUUAUAUCUGGUUCAGAUACUUAUAAAUACAAUUCACAUUGAUUUACUUUUCAACUUUCGGUCAUUCAUAUCAAAUGUAGUUUCAGUGUUAUACAAUACAUCACAAUCAUGUAAAAAAGUUUAAAAACAACAUGUAGUUUUGUCAAAAAGAGACCCUUUGUUUUUGGUGGCCCUUUUUAAGCUUUCCUAUUUCGGAAUGGUCUCCAAGCUGAACUUAAACUCAUGUCCUAUCAUGAAGGUAAGUAGACAAAACAUAAACCUUAUCGUUGAUGGCCACCAGAAGGCCCAAAUUGGCACCCAUCUUUGUUGAAUUUCAGAUGAUCAUAUUUGCUGUUCUAAUGCUGUUUUAUCAAAUUCAUAAUAAAUUUAUUUCAUCGAAA
Mizuhopecten yessoensis (Yesso scallop) is the source of this 5059-nucleotide messenger RNA. RefSeq lists its product as uncharacterized. The transcript is spliced from 11 exons. Lineage: Eukaryota; Metazoa; Mollusca; Bivalvia; Pectinida; Pectinidae. Bases 5 to 1222 code for a protein of 405 amino acids. Gene Ontology annotation, molecular function: protein binding. The record is from RefSeq and is a predicted model, not a curated record.